AUGGCUUCCACAUCUGCAACUUCAUCUUCAACCUCUAGUUCAACCCUUGCUGUAACUAAUACAGCUUUACCUGUCAACACUUCGUUGCUUUUAUUAUCAAAUAUGUCUUCAAUGAUGACUGUUAAACUCGAUUAUAGCAACUACACUAUUUGGAAGCAUCAGAUUGAGGUAAUUCUUGAAACCUACUCUAUGAUUGACAUUCUUGAUGAUUCAAUUACUAUUCCAGAUCGUUUUUUGAAGGAUUCUUCUGGUAAUCUCACUACUAAGAUUAACCCUAAUUCCAUUUCUUGGAAGAAUCGUGAACAAGCAAUGUUCACUUUUAUCAAUUCCACUUUAUCACCUGCAAUUCUUGCUCUCAUUGUUGGGCAAAGAUCUGCCAAGGGAGUAUGGAAGGUGUUAGAAAAGAGGUUUGCCUCAGUGUCAAGGUCUCAUGUUAUGAGUCUUCGUAAUGAACUGAGUGCAGUGAAGAAAGGAACUGAUUCAAUUGAUGGAUAUUUCCAAAAGAUCAAACAGAUUCAUGAUAGAUUCAUGAUAGAACUCGUAGUGAUGUAUUGUCUAUUGAGGAAUUAA
Molecule: messenger RNA, 570 nt
Organism: Quercus lobata
Lineage: Eukaryota; Viridiplantae; Streptophyta; Magnoliopsida; Fagales; Fagaceae
Exons: 1
Coding region: 1-570 (189 amino acids)
Source: RefSeq, a predicted model, not a curated record